AUGAAGCUAGAAGAUGCAUUAUGGGCAUACAGGACUGCAUUCAAAACGCCCAUAGGCAUGUCACCCUAUCAGUUGGUUUAUGGUAAAGCUUGCCAUUUGCCACUCGAGCAUGAGCACAAGGCGUUUUGGGCUUCUAAAUUCCUUAACUACGAUAUUGUAAAAGCCGGUGAGUCUCGUAUUCUUCAACUACAUGAGUUAGAGGAAUUUAGAGAUCAAGCUUAUGAAAAUGCAAAGAUGUGCAAAGAACAAACCAGGAAGUGGCAUGAUCAAAGAAUUAUCAAGAAGGACUUUUGGGAAGGACAACUAGUGUUGUUGUUUAAUUCGAGGCUGAAGUUAUUUCCUGGAAAAUUGAAGUCAAGAUGGUCAGGGCCGUUUGUAGUGCACAAGGUAUUCCCACAUGGUGCGAUUGAAAUUAAAAACCAAGCCAAUGGGGACAUAUUCAAAGUCAAUGGACAGAGGUUGAAGCCCUAUUAUGCUAGGCAUGAAGCUGGAUCAAUUGAUCAUGUUGUUUAUGAAACACGGCUAUCAAGGAGUGAAAAGAGCAGAAAAUCCAAGAAGGACAAUAUUUUCUGA
Molecule: messenger RNA, 573 nt
Organism: Vicia villosa (hairy vetch)
Lineage: Eukaryota; Viridiplantae; Streptophyta; Magnoliopsida; Fabales; Fabaceae
Exons: 2
Coding region: 1-573 (190 amino acids)
Molecular function (GO): nucleic acid binding
Source: RefSeq, a predicted model, not a curated record